UGCAGCCUAAACCCGCGACGAGAUAAACAGCGAUCUGACCGUCUUGCAUCAUUUGAUAUCUCCCAAAUCUCACUAUUAUCGGCCUUUUCCGCUGAGAAAUAAAACUCGACAUGCCGCUUUGCGAGAUCUGUGACUCUCUUGACCUUGAUCAAGAUGAUCUUACGGAUUCUGGUAUCAAAUUAGGGACGUUCAAAGACCUGCUUACGAGAGCUCAAAAUGGCUGCGACGCAUGCGAAUUCUUCUCCAACGUGUUGCAGACUUCUAGUCGAUGGACGACAAGGCUUGACGAGCUUGCCGAGCGAGUGAUCUUUCUUGACAGUUCCCGCUUGGACGCGAGGAAGCCGACGAAGCUUGGUAAUUGCACUUAUUCUGCAGACGACUUGUGUUUGGACCAGUGCGUUUCAGAAGAUUAUGAGGGUGUGCACAGUUUAUGCUAAAAGCGUCGUUAUCGAAAGGCUGAUCUUUACAGGCCCACUAGACGAGGAGGUCGACCGUGUUCGUCGCAUCCCCGUCGAUCUAAGGGACGAAAAGUGCUGCGGUCUGAUUCAAGCUUGGACUGCUGAAUGUGUGGCCCAUAGCACCUGUGCGAAGCCUUUGGCUGUUAAACUGCCGGAGAAUAUCAUUGAGAUCCCGGCAGAUCUUGCAGUUGCGCCCAGGCUGUGUUCGUCGAAUGGUAGAUCAGGGUCUUAUGUGAUUCUGAGCUACUGCUCCGGGGAUUUCGAGCCUUCGACUCAGCGAGAGUCGGGUAAUACCAACUUUUCGGCUCCAUUAGAUGGGCCUUCCCUGCCGAAGACUUUGGCAGACGCGAUAGAUAUUGCACGCAAGCUAGGGUAUCAAUAUCUGUGGACCCGAACCCUUUGCACUUCCAGAGAGGAAUGGGGCAGUGAUCCAGCUCGAAUUGCAGAGAUAUACGGUCAAGCAGCUUUGAUACUUUCAGCGGAAGUUGCGGAUGACGCGCGCUCAGGAAUUUUCCAUCACAGACGGGUAUUCUACUCUCCUGCGCUAGGUCGCAACAAAGACAAGUACCUUCGGCAGCGGCUCCUGCGGUGGACAUCGGACAUUGAGGAGUCACCGCUGGGGGACGGGGUUCCGCGCAUUUUACAUGUCACGAGGCGUCAAUUGAUCUGGGAGUGUGCUUCCGGGUUCCAGUUCGAGGCAUCUGGAAUUGUCGACGAAAAGACAGGCUCUGGGCAAAUUCGACAACGCUACGUCAAGGGAGCCGUGCAGCCGUACAUAGACAGGUUUCUCCAAGAUCAAGUAAAGGAAGCUGGUGGCGUUGGCGACGAGGUGGACAUCAGCAAGCGAGUGGCACGACUCGAGGCCUGGCAUCGGUGUGUAGACGCCUUUUCAAAGGGAUCAGUCAGUGUGCCAUCCGACAAGCUACUCGCCAUGGCUCCCCUCGCAUCUGCCAUCAAUGACGGCACUCUGGGCGAGUAUCUCGCGGGAAUUUGGAGCAGUGACAUCGCCUUCGGGCUUGCCUGGUCACGACCUUACGGUGUCUUACGUCCAGCAACAGAGUACAGAGCCCCAAGCUGGAGCUGGGCCAGCGUAGACGGUACAGUGAGCUCGCAUGCUCUGGCGUGGCCCCAGGAUCUAAUGCAGGGGCAUGCUAAGGAUUCCUCCUGGCUGAAUAAAUACCAGCCAAAACUGGUAUCUCAGCACAUUACUCUCUCCCAUCCCCAACGCCCGUAUCGCCACGUCCUGAACAGCUCACACAUCCUCGUGGAAGGCUCCUGCAUUGGACUUAAGACACUUACCCGAAACUUACACGGCAACGAAGCCUUUGGCUUGACUUUGGUCCUAGAUCAGUCACAGCUCUUCGAUUGUUCAUGCUGCAUUCCCAGGUCCGCAGAUACCCAAAAAGCGGAUCUGGACAAGUUCAGCAGCAAUAUUGAACACUAUUUCUGUAUGGUUAUACAAGGGGACGCAUGGCGGGUAGAAGAACGCUGGAAUCCUCGUCGUGGAUUUUGCGAUCUUCUUAUUCUGAAACCUUUGGACGAAGCGGAGGCUCUCCUGAGAGUAGGCAUCCUGCGGGUUUCGGUUGGAUCAUUGACUGACCCACAUACGGCGUUUGAUGCACUGCCCUGGGAAAGGCGCAGGAUGAAAUUGGUCUGAAAGUCUGGCCAUUUGUCUUAGGGUGCUGGGCACUUUUGAGAGAGCCUAGCAUACACAGCAAACAGGCCGUGCAGGGUGACACCUGCAUCAAGGGCCACUCUGUAUCUUACCAAAGCGUUGGGUUGGUCACGGAUAUGACCACAUCAUCUAGACCAUAGUUGCACAAGCAUGCUGGUAGGGAAGGAUAUCCUCUUGUGGUUAUUUCAGGAACACGGAGGAAAGUCAGCUCAGUUGAUGAAUAUAUAUCUUCGAGAACCAACGGGUGCUUAGUUUAACCAGGUCACUUCGGAACUCGCGUAGUCCAUUACGCGGGACGGCGGAUAGGAUACUGCUUCCUCCUCUGACGGCUUGCUCAGAUCUUCUUCUUUCUUCUGCCCCACAUUGAGGUCCUCGAGUUGGGAUGUAUCAAGAGAUACCAAUGUGGCUGGUGGACUAUUAUAUAGUUCUUAUCGAUAAGA
This is a messenger RNA of Aspergillus novofumigatus IBT 16806, 2573 nucleotides long. RefSeq names its product putative HET domain protein. The transcript has 2 exons. The record is from RefSeq and is a predicted model, not a curated record. Bases 412 to 2115 code for a protein of 567 amino acids. Lineage: Eukaryota; Fungi; Ascomycota; Eurotiomycetes; Eurotiales; Aspergillaceae.